GUUCGAAGUUAAAACCAAACGAGAGAGACGUACCCAAAAUGAAACUAAUAGAAUCGAAAAUAUAUUCCACGGUAAUAUUAGCGGUAACUAGUUUAUUCGUGGGUGUAUUGCCGAAUUAUUUCGCGCGACAUGGGAGAAGUCAAUGGCCGCUACUUCUUUCGAAUUUGUUAUGUUUCGGCGGCGGUGUGUUGUUAUCCACUUCGUUGGUACACAUCUUACCAGAAUUAAGAGAAUCAGUACCGUACGAAUAUAAAGUGUACGCGGAAAUUAUUUAUUGUUUGGGUUUCUUCCUCAUAUAUUUAAUAGACGAAUUCGUCCAUUACGUUUAUGGCGAUUCCGAAGAAGUUAAUAUUCUACAUAACCACGGUCAUCGACAUCGACUAGCUACUACUAGACGACAUUCUGAUUCCGUUAAUAGGGAUGAAUGGCAACCCCUUUUACGAAACGAAAAUAAUUCGCCGUAUAAUCCGUCUUUUUAUAAAGCGAGAAGUGAUAGCGUGUUGUUUUGUGAAGAAGCUCCGUCGCAAUUGUGUCACGUGGGGCAUCGGGAACCUUGUAAUGCCGCCCCAACGGCUAAUUUGGGACUCAUAGCCGCCCUUUCUGUACACGCACUUCUCGAGGGAUUGGUCGUUGGACUCGAAACAAAACCCGAAAAGGUUCUAUUACUAUUAGGGGCUAUAGCUUCGCAUAAAUUAGUGAUUUCUUUUUGUUUGGGUAUAGAAUUAUCAUCGGCGUCGUCGAUUUCUAAUAUAAAACAUUUCUGUUAUAUUUUUAUAUUUUCUGUUGGAUCAGCGGCGGGUAUAUUAAUUGGAAUGUUUAUAUCUAAUAUACCAGGUAGUGUUCAAGAGAUCGUAAUACCAAUUUUACAGGGUCUCGCUGGGGGUACUUUAUUGUACGUUACAGUUAGUGAGGUACUUCCGAGAGAAAGAGCAAGAUGGCAUCAGCAACACGAAAGAAAAUCAGCCGGUAUUUUCCAGUUCUGUUCAGUUUUCGUUGGAUUCGUUCUAAUGACAAUUCUUAGUCAUUAUUUAGAUUACGACGAAUAAAUUCAAUUGAACAUAAUAAUAAAAGGAAUUAACAGAAAUAUAUAUUUUUCAUUUAAAAAUACUUAUAUUUUUUUUAUAAAAUAAGACAUUUUACAGAAUAAAUAUAUGGAAAUUCUCCACCAUCUUGUAUAAUUCCUUUCAUUUCUUCCUUACGUCAAACAUAACCUCAAAUUUCCCGAUUUCUACACCACAACAAUCACUUAUCACUACUACUGCUUUUCCACAACGAACAAUACACUUUGUUGUUUAUAUCUAUGUUUUCGUUCAUUAUUUUUCAACGAUAAUAAAAUGUAUAUUUUAACGUCAAAAAAAUACGAUAAAAAUAAA
Messenger RNA from Diorhabda carinulata, 1373 nucleotides. It is a transcript of the gene Zip88E, whose product is annotated as protein zntD. Gene Ontology annotation, molecular function: zinc ion transmembrane transporter activity. Gene Ontology annotation, biological process: zinc ion transmembrane transport. Bases 39 to 1046 code for a protein of 335 amino acids. The record is from RefSeq and is a predicted model, not a curated record. Gene Ontology annotation, cellular component: plasma membrane. NCBI's taxonomy places the organism in Eukaryota, Metazoa, Arthropoda, Insecta, Coleoptera, Chrysomelidae. The transcript has 4 exons.